AUGGAGGAGGAGGAUAUGGUGAGGGCGGUGGUGGUGAUUUGUAGUAAUAUGGUGGUGGAGGUGAUGGGGAAGGUGGUGGUGGGGACAUGUAAUAGUAAGGUGGUGGGGGUGACGGAGAAGGAGGUGGUGGUGAUUUGUAGUAAUAUGGAGGGGGCGGGGAUGGAGAUGGUGGAGGUGGUGAUUUAUAGUAGUAAGGAGGAGGAGGUGAGGGUGAUGGUGGUGGAGGAGACUUGUAGUAGUAUGGCGGUGGAGGGGAUGGAGACGGUGGUGGAGGAGAUUUGUAAUAGUACAGUGGUGGAGGAGAUGGUGAUGGUGGUGGUGGAGACUUGUAGAUAUAAGGAGGUGGUGGUGAAUUAUAGUAAUAGGGUGGUGGAGGAGAAGGAGAAGGUGGUGGUGGUGAUUUGUACAUGUAAGGAGGAGGAGGUGAUGGAGAUGGAGGAGGUGGGGACUUGUACAUGUAAGGAGGUGGGGGUGAUGGCGAAGGUGGGGGUGGUGACUUAUAAUAGUAAGGAGGCGGAGGAGAGGAAGAUGGCGGUGGUGGUGAUUUAUAAUAAUAGGGAGGUGGGGGAGAAGGUGAUGGGGGAGGAGGGGACUUGUAAUAGUAUGGAGGUGGUGGUGAUGGAGAUGGUGGUGGUGGUGGUGGUGACGUGUAAUAAUAGGGCGGAGGAGGUGAUGGUGAUGGUGGUGGAGGAGAUUUGUAAUAGUACGGUGGUGGAGGAGAUGGUGAUGGUGGUGGUGGAGAUUUGUAGAUGUAAGGAGGUGGUGGUGAAGGAGAUGGAGGUGGUGGUGACUUAUAGUAAUAGGGUGGUGGAGGAAAGGGAGAUGGCGGUGGUGGUGAUUUGUACAUGUAAGGAGGAGGUGGCGAUGGAGAUGGAGGAGGUGGUGAUUUGUACAUGUAAGGAGGCGGGGGUGAUGGGGAAGGUGGGGGUGGUGACUUAUAAUAGUAAGGAGGAGGAGGAGAGGAAGAUGGCGAUGGUGGUGAUUUAUAAUAAUAGGGAGGUGGGGGAGAAGGUGAUGGGGGAGGAGGGGACUUGUAAUAGUAUGGAGGUGGUGGUGAUGGAGAUGGUGGUGGUGGUGGUGGUGACGUGUAAUAAUAGGGCGGAGGAGGUGAUGGUGAUGGUGGUGGAGGAGAUUUGUAAUAGUACGGUGGUGGAGGAGAUGGUGAUGGUGGUGGUGGAGAUUUGUAGAUGUAAGGAGGUGGUGGUGAAGGAGAUGGAGGUGGUGGUGACUUAUAGUAAUAGGGUGGUGGAGGAAAGGGAGAUGGCGGUGGUGGUGAUUUGUACAUGUAAGGAGGAGGUGGCGAUGGAGAUGGAGGAGGUGGUGAUUUGUACAUGUAAGGAGGCGGGGGUGAUGGGGAAGGUGGGGGUGGUGACUUAUAAUAGUAAGGAGGAGGAGGAGAGGAAGAUGGCGAUGGUGGUGAUUUAUAAUAAUAGGGAGGUGGGGGAGAAGGUGAUGGGGGAGGAGGGGACUUGUAAUAGUAUGGAGGUGGUGGUGAUGGAGAUGGUGGUGGUGGUGACUUGUAGUAAUAUGGGGGAGGGGAUGGUGAUGGAGGAGGAGGCGAGUUGUAGUAGUAUGGUGGUGGAGGUGAGGGUGACCACUGUGGUGGUGACUUGUAAUAGUAAGGAGGUGGGGAUGGUGGAGAUGCAUAAUAGUAUGGCUCAUGGUCGGCUGCUACAUUUGUGGCUAUGA
This is a messenger RNA of Ilex paraguariensis (yerba mate), 1689 nucleotides long. The record is from the annotation of a GenBank genome assembly. NCBI's taxonomy places the organism in Eukaryota, Viridiplantae, Streptophyta, Magnoliopsida, Aquifoliales, Aquifoliaceae.